Messenger RNA from Desarmillaria tabescens, 297 nucleotides. RefSeq lists its product as uncharacterized. The record is from RefSeq and is a predicted model, not a curated record. The coding region runs from base 1 to 297 and encodes 98 amino acids. The transcript has a single exon. Lineage: Eukaryota; Fungi; Basidiomycota; Agaricomycetes; Agaricales; Physalacriaceae.
AUGGCUACCAAGCGACAGAUGCCAAUGGAGUCAUCAAGAGAUGCACCCAGGCUUGAAACCUCGGACCCCCGGGCGAUUCGAAAACACUUCCGGAUCAUGGAAGGAAUGUUUAAGAUUCAUGCUGGGGUGGACACGGACAAGGAGAAGAAAGACUGGGCUGUGCGUUAUACCAGUACAGACAUCGAAGAUCAGUGGAGAGCAUUCCCUACCUUCGAGGCAGGGAAGACCUGGGAAGACUUCAAGGAGGAAGUCCUGCGCAGUUAUGAUGGUGCAGCAGAAGAUGAUGAAGAUGCAUGA